GCAGUGGAGCCCAUGUUCUCUGCCAUGUGCGACUGUCAGGCCCUGCACCCCGACCCCGAGGACGCGGACACAGAUGACGACGAUUACGAGGGAGAGGAGUAUGACGUCGAGGAGGCUGAGCAAGAGCAGGGUCAGGGUCAGGGCCAGGGCGACGUCCCCACGUUUUACACCUAUGAGGAGGGUUUGUCUCACCUGACGGCCGAGGGUCAGGCCACACUGGACCGGCUGGAGGGGAUGCUGGCCCAGUCUGUCACACAGCAGCACCACAUGGCUGGAGUCAGAAGCGACGAGCCGUCGGCUGAAUUUGAAGGUCGGUGUGUGUUCAAACUCAUUAUAGAGACGGUUUAUUUCAGUAGUGGUGAUCUGUCUGUCCUUGAGAGGGCAGUUUAGUUUUGUGUACU
Molecule: messenger RNA, 401 nt
Organism: Sinocyclocheilus grahami
Lineage: Eukaryota; Metazoa; Chordata; Actinopteri; Cypriniformes; Cyprinidae
Product: methylosome subunit pICln-like
Exons: 2
Biological process (GO): spliceosomal snRNP assembly; mRNA cis splicing, via spliceosome
Cellular component (GO): cytosol; pICln-Sm protein complex; spliceosomal complex
Source: RefSeq, a predicted model, not a curated record